AUGCCUGAGGACAGUGUGGAUCAACUCCUCCAGGAUAUUCAGCAGUUAAGUUCGUCGCUGAGGAUGGACUACGACGACCCCAUGCCAGGGUUUGGGGCGACCGUGGCCAUUGGUCUGACCAUCUUUGUGUUCUCCAUUGUCACCAUCAUCAUCUGCUUCACCUGUUCCUGCUGCUGUUUGUACAAGAUGUGCCGCCGACCCCGCCCGGUUGUAACCACAACCACUUCUACCACCGUGGUGCACACCCCUUACCCUCAGCCUCCAAGUGUGCCCCCCAGCUAUCCUGGACCGACAUACCAGGGCUACCACGCUGUGCCCCCUCAGCCAGGGAUGCCAGCUGCUCCCUACCCGACGCAGUACCCACCACCCUACCCUGCCCAGCCCAUGGGCCCUCCCGCCUACCAUGAGACAUUUGCUGGAGGUGCAGCAGCACCCUACCCUGCCAGCCAGCCUCCUUAUAAUCCAGCCUACAUGGAUCCCCCAAAGGCAGUCCCGUGA
Molecule: messenger RNA, 498 nt
Organism: Elephantulus edwardii (Cape elephant shrew)
Lineage: Eukaryota; Metazoa; Chordata; Mammalia; Macroscelidea; Macroscelididae
Gene: SHISA5
Product: shisa family member 5
Exons: 5
Coding region: 1-498 (165 amino acids)
Biological process (GO): positive regulation of canonical NF-kappaB signal transduction
Cellular component (GO): endoplasmic reticulum
Source: RefSeq, a predicted model, not a curated record